Xiphias gladius (swordfish) is the source of this 5640-nucleotide messenger RNA. It is a transcript of the gene ppp2r2aa, whose product is annotated as protein phosphatase 2, regulatory subunit B, alpha a. The record is from RefSeq and is a predicted model, not a curated record. The coding region runs from base 392 to 1738 and encodes 448 amino acids. Gene Ontology annotation, molecular function: protein phosphatase regulator activity; protein binding. The transcript is spliced from 10 exons. Gene Ontology annotation, biological process: peptidyl-serine dephosphorylation. Gene Ontology annotation, cellular component: cytosol; protein phosphatase type 2A complex. NCBI's taxonomy places the organism in Eukaryota, Metazoa, Chordata, Actinopteri, Istiophoriformes, Xiphiidae.
CGCUGACGGUUCAUGAGUCAGCCAGGUUUAAAAUUUCAUGGUGCUCCCUCACCGCUCUCUCAAUUUGAAGCCUGCUGAACACCGCCCGAGUUGCGCCAUUUUGAAAGUGUAAUGCUGGGAGAGGCAGAGGCGAGGGAAAUCUCAAAGUAGAGUGCAAAGUCUAAAAGCCAGUACUAAGGAUUGUAGAUACUCUCUUUGGUUGAAAACUGUUUAGUGGUGUCUGUAUCAACCGGCCCUGGGACUUGUGGGUUCUUCGGACUUACGAGCAGCACUCCCCGCUUCAUUCCUCCACUGCUCCUUGAUCAGAACCACCCAGCCGACCCGGGUCAGCACUGCUCCAGUCAAGGGCCCGAGCCCGCUACAGAGAUCCCCUCUGUCUGAGUCGCUCACCAUGGCAGGGGCCGGUGGUGGGAACAGUGAUGUGCAGUGGUGCUUUUCCCAAGUCAAAGGAGCGAUAGAUGAUGAUGUCGCAGAAGCUGACAUCAUAUCUACGGUUGAAUUCAACCACUCUGGGGAGCUACUAGCCACCGGGGACAAGGGGGGUCGUGUUGUCAUCUUUCAGCAGGAGCCAGAGAGUAAGAAUCAGCCACAAUGCCGAGGGGAGUACAAUGUUUACAGCACCUUCCAGAGCCACGAGCCUGAGUUUGAUUACCUGAAAAGCCUCGAGAUCGAGGAGAAGAUCAACAAGAUUCGAUGGUUGCCUCAGAAAAAUGCAGCACAGUUCCUUUUGUCUACAAAUGAUAAAACCAUAAAGCUGUGGAAAAUUAGUGAGCGUGACAAGAGACCAGAGGGCUAUAAUUUGAAGGAAGAAGAUGGGCGAUACAGAGAUCCCAAUACAGUCACAACAUUAAGGGUACCAGUAUUCAUGCCCAUGGACUUGAUGGUGGAAGCCAGCCCUAGACGAGUGUUUGCGAAUGCUCAUACCUACCAUAUCAACUCCAUCUCAGUCAACAGUGAUUGUGAGACCUACCUGUCUGCAGAUGACCUGCGCAUUAACCUCUGGCAUCUGGAGAUCACUGAUCGCAGCUUUAAUAUUGUUGACAUUAAGCCAGCCAAUAUGGAGGAGCUGACAGAGGUGAUCACAGCAGCGGAGUUUCACCCCAACCAAUGCAACACUUUUGUCUACAGCAGCAGUAAGGGCACCAUCCGCAUGUGUGACAUGAGGGCAUCAGCACUGUGCGACAAGCACGCCAAAAUGUUUGAAGAGCCAGAGGAUCCAAACAAUCGUUCGUUCUUUUCUGAAAUCAUCUCAUCCAUCUCUGAUGUAAAGUUCAGCCACAGUGGACGCUACAUGAUGACCCGCGACUACCUGUCUGUCAAAAUCUGGGAUCUGAACAUGGAGACCCGACCAGUAGAGACAUACCAGGUGCAUGAAUAUCUCAGGAGUAAGCUGUGUUCCCUUUAUGAGAAUGAUUGCAUCUUCGACAAGUUUGAGUGUUGCUGGAAUGGGAACGACAGCGUUGUGAUGACUGGUUCCUACAACAACUUCUUCAGGAUGUUUGACAGAGGCUACCGUCAGGACGUCACCCUAGAGGCCUCACGGGAGAACAGCAAACCACGAUCGGUCCUAAAACCUCGCAAAGUAAGCACAGGUGGGAAGCGUAAAAAGGAUGAGAUCAGUGUGGACAGUCUUGACUUUAACAAGAAGAUCCUCCACACUGCCUGGCAUCCUCUGGACAACAUCAUUGCUGUGGCCACCACCAACAAUCUGUACAUAUUCCAGGAGAAACUCAACUAGCAUUUGUUGAACCGCUCAGAUCCCAGUUUCUGCUUGAGCCCCACUGUGCUGAUACAUAACAAACAAUAUCUGUCUGUCUGUCUGUCUUUGGCUAAAUCCCCAAGUCUUGAUAUGAUCUGCCCUUGGUGAUUCUAAUUAUUGACUGUGAAAAGACUUACUCUGUUGACAACAAACAGCGGCAUUAACACAGCAAAUCCAACCAAGGCAUCACAAGCACAUUUUCUAUGAUUAUUACAAAUAUAAACAUGCAGGGUUUGUAGAUCUGAGACCAGACUUUGGGACUUAGUGUCACGGGUUUCCUUCAUCAGAAUCACUCCAUUCAUCAAGUUACUGUUUGCAACUCCACUACAUCCCUAACCAAAGGGAAAAUGUGUUAAAUACACGUAUUUGGCUAAUUUGUUUCCUUAUUCUUUUGUGCCAUCGUGACAUGAUUCAUUUGUAUGUCAUAGCUACUAAUAGUUAAGUUUUUGUAGCUACCUUGUUUUAUUAGUUUGAAUAGGAAAUUCUCCCUAUUGUUAAUAAGUCUUUCUGUCACCAUGUUCCUUUUCAUACUGGCCUGCAACACUGCUAAUACAAGCUGUCAACACUCCAUAUUUGCCCCAAGUAUUUGUCAAGUUGCCAAGUUCACUCACCAUUUCUUUCCUAAUAUACAGUAUGGUUAUGCUGUUAAAGGACUAUUCUAGUGUUUUAUCAUGUUUCAGCUCAUUCUCUACAAAUAAUGUAUAACUUACAUUACUGUUAACUUUUGUCCACAGUGUACCAAUAUUUAUUAGAUCAAAUUUCUAUCUUAAAGGCAGCCACCGGUUUACAUUCAUUUCUCUACAGUAAGAAAGUCAACAUACUUGAACUUAACUUGACAUGUAUUCCAUCACAGUGAGCCUUUUGUUGUCUUUGAUUAAGUCAAAGUAAUUUUUCUGUGGUAACGUAGUUGCAAGCAAGAAAAGUCAGUGUGUGUUCAAGCAUAACAUAACAUCUGACAAUGAAGGUAAGUCUCCUAAAAUCAGCUUUUUUUAAAUGCAGGAAAUAAUGAAAGUUUCUUCUAUAGAGCUUCUGACACAAUAGCUUGGAAAUGCUGAAGCUCAAAACUGUAAUGCUAGAGAGUCCUGGACAUAUCAAAAUCUGGUUUUCAAAACAAUCCCCGGUCUGACUAAAUGUUCACUGCGAUGGAUUACUUAUCUCAAGCUCAAGCCUGUAAGUUGAUUAUCAUAGUGUACUGAAAUGGCUACAUUGAGGAAAAGUAUCAGCAGUAAUGUAUACGUAAUUUUCUAGUUAAUGGGCUAAAACCUAAAAAAAAAAGAAAAAUCUUGUGUAGUCCUUAACCAUGGACAUAGGAAUGGCGAGUGCACACAGUCAUCAGGUAUUGUGGUUUUAGGAGUUGAAUGGGGGCCAAUCAUGCCAAAGUCCUAUACACUCUAAAGUCAGAUUCAUUUAAAGCUAUCUUGCAGACAAGGUGACCCCGGUCGGACCGGUCACCCUUGCACAUGUGUGGACCACCAUAUAGAGCUCAGGACAAAAGCUUACAUACGUGGAAGGGCAUGAUGGCGUGCUGUGGCCCUUUUGGUUUGAGGCACUGACAUUGAGUGCUGCUGUCAGCUUCCCCACAAAGCGCAUUGUGGUGUUGUAGAUUGAUCGCUUCACCCUCUGGAUCUAGUUUGCGUUUGUAGAGUUUUUUUUAUGAUGUUUUGUACUGUACCUGAUAAAAGAAGAAUAAUCACUAUAGCUGAUUUAUUUUUGUAUAAAUUAAGGCAAUAGGAUUACAGUCUUAUCACUGUAGUUUCUUUAGCUGUCUUUCUCGGACUGAUUGUAGAUGGAAGGUGGCUUGAAGGUCAGGUAACCUUUUUUGUAAUAUAACAUUGGGACGUUUUGUUCAUUCUGGCAGGUAUUUGUUUGAAAGCUAGAGACUUUCUGUGACAUCAAGGAAGUGUGUCGUUUCUGGCGUGGGAUGUCCAAAGGAAAGUAUUUUCAGGUGUCAGUACCUCUGGAGUCAUAAGCACUAUAAUGUUGUUUUUUUUUUUAAAUUUGGCUGACUGUAACUGAUGUCUAUGUAGAACCCAUUUGGACACUUCAGAGUUUGAUUCUGAGUUAAUUUUGGAUCUUAAAGUUUGUUUUUUUUGUGCCAUGGUUUUGUUUAUGAAUAAUUUUGCUCGCUGUGAAAGAAUAGGUCCUUGUAGGCCUGAAUGGGAAAGGCAUUUUAAUCAAUCUGUAAUGUUCAAACUGUUAAAUCAGGUUCUCUCUAAAGCUAGUCAGGUCAAUUGACUAGGCGGAGUUACUGAUUUAGAAUUAUUGUAUGAAAUGUCUUCUCUCCCCUGUGAUGCAGGGGUAGCUCUACUAUAUCCUCUCCAGACGUGUUUAUUUAAAAAGGAGAAUUUGUGAUGCACUUGGCUUGCAGUCGAUUGUUGUAUGGAAGCCAUCGUUAAUGACUGUGUUGAACAUGGGAAAAUUUAACUCCACUGUUUCUCUGCUACACUAUGCUUCGGUGCUGCCACUUCUCUUUGAAGCAAACUGGCUGAUUAUAGCAUAAUUUCCACUUCAUUACAAUUGUGUUCUGGUGUCAGAUUAAGCCAUUGAAUCAGGGCAUGAAUCUUUUAGGUCCACUGGGUUACAUUUAUGUGUCACUCUUACCAUAGACAACUGAUUUCCAGUCACUAGGAUGCCACCAAAAUAACCACCCAACUCCAUAUGUGGUGUUAAGCUACUGUUGAGUGUCUCUCUCUCAGGGCUCUGGAUAAUGUCCUCUAGUAAUAUGACACCUUGCAAAUCUUUUUUUAAUUUUGAACCUUCAACCUGUUGAAAAACAACUUUUCUUUAUUGUCUGAUGCAAGAUUGUGUGAGGGUUGAUCAAGUUAUUUCCCUCAUGUCAUAUACGUACAAAUCUGUAUAACAUGCCACCUUUCUCCCAUUCCACGGUCAAGGAUGAUUCAAUGAGUUAGCCACCACUCAACAAGGAGAGCUGUCCAUUCAAUAUGAGAUCAGUAAUCAGCUUUGCUCGGUCAUUCAUUCAAAGGAAGCAUUUACUCACUCACUCAUUCACUGUUGAAUAAUUACUCCUCUGACAACAUGCUGGAAGUGAGAAAUGUUUGAAAAUGCAGAAAUCUAUAAAUCGAAAUAGUACUAUAUUAGAAUUGGCAAGUUUCCUUUUUGAAAAAAUCUUAACGUUGGCUUUUACAAAAUCCCAUUUUUGCAGACACAGCAGAGAUGGUCAUCACACUGACAUUUUAUAAAAUAUUACCAAACCAGUCUUUUUCACUUUCCCCUCAUGUCUCUGAUGCUGUUGUUCAAAGCUAUGGUGUAAACUACAAAGAUGUUCAGAGGAACCUUAUUGCCUUUCUUAUAGCAUUAAGAAGAAAUAAGAUAAUCAAGUAUGUUUCUUGAACUUUCUGGCAUGCCAGACAGGAGACUGCUCAGGGGAAUUUUACUGCUGUUGUGUGAUCAAAACCUUGUACCUUCAAGAAGGCAGCUUUUCAGGAAAAACUGCCUGACUUACAGGCAGAUCAUGGUAGAUCAUACUUUUUUUUUCUUCCACAUUCAAGUUUCUAUUAAGGCUUUUGAAUAUGAACCUUGGGUCAACUCAACUUGUCCUAUAUACACUAUAACGGAUCAUGAAAUCUCAAGGAAACUGUCUAAAUUGGAGUUAAGAGGUUUUUCCACUUGCAGCAGCAGUAUAUACAUGUCUAAUGUAUCACAGGAGUUAAAACAAAAUGCACUUUUAUUUUUGUGAACUUCAUUAAUUUGUAUUUUUUUUGUUUUUGUUUAUUUCUUUCAAGGGGCUCUUGAAUAAAGAUUGUUGGAGAGUUUUGGUGAUCUGUUUAAAUGGUUCAUUGUACAGCUAUGUUUGUCUUUGUCAAAUGGAAUAAAGUACACUUUAGAUGAAAAGUAAUGAAUUUCAAACCUGGAUUCUGAAU